GUGUGGAUAGAGGCUGGUGUCAGGCAAGGGAGCUGCAAAACAGUUGAAGAACCCCAAAGGUCAGGUAGGCAACAGUGCUUGAAAUCGGGCCUCAUCCUCCACCUCCUGAGGACAAAAUGUGCUACCAUUUCCCAUGUGAAAUCCCUUCCCUUUCCCCUCUGCUGAGCUUCUCCUGUUUCCUUUCAGUCAUGGCCAGAGCUCUGGCUCCUGUGGAGGCAGGCGACAGUGCUGUGUACAGACCUUUCCCAGCCCACGAUGAGCUGGUGGAUGUGCUGGAGCAGCUUGACUUCGUGGUGAGGAGCCUGUCAGAGCUGAGGAAAGAAGUGGAGGAGCUACGGAGCAGCCUGCAGAGCCUAGCUGCAGAAAUCGUCUGUGAGGUCAGGUCUCACCUGGAAGAAACCCAGAAGGUUUCUCGCCGGAGGCGCUUUCCCUUUCCCAGAGAAAGAAGCGAUUCCACGUGCUCCAGUUCCAUUUAUUUCACAGCCAGCUCAGGAGCAGCCAACACGGACGAUGGGGAAAGUGAAGGAGGGUACAGCACAGCCAACGCUGAGUCUGAUUACGACCGGGAGUCUGAGAAAGACAGCGAGGAAGGGGAAGAUGAAGUGAGCUGUGAAACAGUGAGAACUGCACGACGGGAUUCCCUGGAUCUUGUCAACGAGGAUGAAACCCAUUUAGUCCUGGAUUCCUUCCUGGAGGAAGGGCUGGAGCAGCUCCUGCAGCAGGCUGACCGCUUGCACAGCGGGGAUGAGCAGGAGAAGAGAGAGGGGUUCCAGCUGCUGCUCAACAAUAAGCUGGCGUAUGCAGAGCAGAAGGACUUCCUCUGGCGCCUGGCCCGGGCACACAGUGAUAUGUGUGAACUCACAGACGACGCAGAUGAGAAGAGAUCCUACGCAGCUGAUGGCAAAGAAGAGCUGGAAAUCGCCUUACAGAAAGGGGACCAAAGUGCUGAGUGCCACCAGUGGUAUGCUAUUCUCUGCGGGCAGCUGUCAGAACAUGAGAGUAUCCAGAAGCGCAUUCAAACUGGAUAUGUGUUUAAGGAACACAUCGAUAAAGCAAUUGAACUGAAACCAGAGGAUCCACAGUCUUACUAUCUUCUGGGGAGGUGGUGUUACCAGGUUUCACACCUGGGAUGGCUUGAGAAGAAGACAGCUUCUGCUCUGUUUGAAGCUCCUCCAACAGCCACUGUACAGGACGCGCUGCAGAACUUCUUACGGGUUGAGGAGCUGAGCCCAGGAUAUUCCAAGGCAGGAAGAAUGUACAUUUCCAAGUGUUACAGGGACCUGGGGAACAAAGCCGCAGCCGUUCUCUGGAUGAACCUGGCUUCGGAGCUGCCGGUGAACACAAAAGAGGAUGCAGAGAGCGAGAGAGACCUUGAAGAGAUGCGCUCCGCCUGGGAAGAGUGAAUGUGGAAAAGUCACCCCACUUGGUACUGCACAGACGGGAAAACCCCAGUCAGAGGGGUUCCAUGAUCCCGACCUUCCCUUCAUGGAGAAGCCACCGGAGUUUAUGGGAAGAGCCAUGCAGCAGCCUCCCCAGGAGGAGCUCGUGGUGGGAUGUACUGGGAUCAACUUGUGUUCGUUUCCUUCUUACAGCACUG
Molecule: messenger RNA, 1597 nt
Organism: Neopsephotus bourkii (Bourke's parrot)
Lineage: Eukaryota; Metazoa; Chordata; Aves; Psittaciformes; Psittacidae
Gene: RMDN3
Product: regulator of microtubule dynamics 3
Exons: 11
Coding region: 117-1403 (428 amino acids)
Cellular component (GO): cytoplasm; spindle microtubule; mitotic spindle pole
Molecular function (GO): microtubule binding
Source: RefSeq, a predicted model, not a curated record